Messenger RNA from Trichomonas vaginalis G3, 5304 nucleotides. RefSeq names its product armadillo (ARM) repeat-containing protein family. The record is from RefSeq and is a predicted model, not a curated record. The coding region runs from base 1 to 5304 and encodes 1767 amino acids. The transcript has a single exon. NCBI's taxonomy places the organism in Eukaryota, Parabasalia, Trichomonadida, Trichomonadidae.
AUGAAAGAAUUCAAUUUUCUGCUUUUUCACAAGCUCCUUCCCAAGCCGGAGCAGAUCACCGAUGAAGACUGUGAUGUUUUUUGGAAGGAGUUUAACACUUUUUUCAUUGAACUUUUAGAAAAAGAGCAGUAUCAAACAUUGAUUAAAUUAUUUUCAUUGUCAAAAUCACCUAUAAAGCUUUUUUGCAAGAAAAUCGAUCCAUCUAUUCAUAAAGAAAUUGUUUUACGAUUAUACAAGAUUAUUACUACGAUUCCAGUUUUAUCCUACGGCUUAGUUUACGAAGCAGCCGAAUUUAUGGCAACCUUUCUCUUUUACAAGCCCGUUAAAGAUAUUACAGUUGAGUGGAAACCCUUGUAUAAGAUGUAUCGAUACAUUACAAUUAAAUCGCCUUCAAGUUUUGUCGUUGAAUCCGAUGACUUGACCUCGAAUCUUUUUAAGAUCAUGGGCUCCCUUAAUUCUUGCUAUCCCGUAGGAACAAUGGACCAAUUAUUCACUAAAUUUUUGCCAAAAAUUGCACCACACGCUGUAGAUUCGACAGUAUACUUAACCAUGAUAAGCAAAAUGCUCCCACAAAACGAUAACUCUUUCCAGAAAUGGCUACCAAACAUUCGAGAUUUGUUGAUAGACUACGGGAGCUUAAUACAACUUAUACCCCUCGUUAGCAUAUUCAAUACUUUUAUUAGUAAGAACACUGAAUACGACUUCAAUGAUUUCUUAACGCCGAUAGUCGUCAAUUUAUGCAGUAUAUUACUUACUCAACAAGGUCCAGGCCACUUGAGCUACGAGUUUUCGACUGUCCAGUUCAACCUUGAAGACGUCGAAGGAUCGAUACCCCGACUUCUCGCUAGAUCGCUUGUUUAUUUGAUGGUGUCGCCACCAACGAGAGAACAAGCAAUCGAGAAAAUGAAAUUGAUUAUGGAGUCUGCGCAAACAAUAUCAAAGGAUAGCAGCAGCUCAGAUGAUAAAUUUACGAAAUUUAUUUUCCAAACUUUAUCAUGUAUAAAUUCUAUACAGCGAAAGAGUAAGGAUGACGCUACUCAGCUAUCUCUUAAAUUUACUGACGAGCAAUUGCAUACAAUAUUAAUGCCAAUUGUAGAUACUUUAAUUUGCCUCCUCAAAUCUCUCAAUAUUACUCGCGCUUCUGCAACCAUUAAAUCUAUUCGAUUAAUUAUGAACAUGGAUACAUCAUUUACGCCAAGAUUUUACGAGUUUGCCGACCUUUGCAUUUCUUACCCAGAUGCGCAAGCAAUUGGCUACAUCGGAUGGAACAUUAUGUCAGCAAUAAUGGCAGAUAUUACACAAUACGAUUUCUUGCUUGCAAAUAUGGGCAGAAUUUUCGAAAUUGCAAUUUCAAAUUUCUACAGAUCAGAUACUCAACGACCUUUAACACACGCGAUAUAUACAAUUACCUCCCUCAUUCCAUUCAACCACGUAAAUGGCAAUCCUGCCGUUGAUUACGUCGAUUUUACAGGUUUAACUGAGCGUUUUAUUAUGGCAUACCUCGAUAUUAUAUCGCGAUUACCGGCUUUCAAGGGUAAGCAGGCUCCGAUCGACGCCUCAUUUUGCGAAUUAAUUCGAACAAUUUUCGAUAGUAUUUUCCAAGACGGGGAACCAACGAUUUUUACGGUUUUAAAGCCAAUAAUAUUUGAUGCAAUUCAAGAUACAUCGUAUUCUCACGUACUCAAAUUAAUUACUUCUUUAGUUGCGAAAUAUUUCGAAAAUGUACCCAUAGAAAUCUACAACGAAGGCAUCGAAUUAUUCAAGAAUUGCUUAAGGACACGCCACGAUGUCGCUUCUAUUUGCUACAUUUUACAUUUAUUUGGUAUCGUAAGUACAAGAGGCUCAAAAUGCGCCGACGACGUCAGAAAGAUAACUGCCGUAAUACUACCACUCACACAGCACCAAAAUAAGAAGGUAAAGAAGUGCGCUUACAAAGCUUUGGCAUUUGCUAUUACUCCAUGGGCUUGUACGCCAAUUACAACGACGAUAAACGCUAAGCAAGGCGAAUUCCGACCAAUUAGCGAGUUUACGGUCCAUGCAAAAGAAAAAUUUGAUGUCAAUGAUGUGGCAUUAGAGUGUUUUAACCCAUUAUUCGACUAUCUACUGACAGAAACAGAUGCUAACAAGGUCACUUCCGCCAUCAGACCAGCUCUUUAUGCGUUACAGGCGUUAUGUGAUUUCAUUUUCGACAUAAGCGAAGGAGAUUUGAGCAUGUUACCAAUCGCAACAAGGAUCUCAUAUUUUAACGGUAAGGAAUACACCAAGAAAUCGAUUCCUUUCAAAGAUAAAUUUAUGAAGGUUAUAAUUCGUUUGAUGAGAGACUUCCCAGACAAUCCAUUACUCAUGAGGAAGCUUAUCCCCACAACUUCCAACAUUUUUAUCCCCAUGAUUGCCUUGACUUUCAACGUUCCUGAUUCAAUGGACCAAUUAUCUGCCCAGUUCUGGCCAUGCGAAAGAGAGAACAACCUUGCGGUCAAGUCCAUCAUAACCCCGAUAGUUAAAUGGCUCCAUCACCGUAGGAUGACCUCACAUUUACUUCCAGCAACAGAUUUGAUCAAACAAUUCUUCUCAGCUUUACUUCCUUUGGCAACAUCAAGAUACAAACCAAUCAGAGCUGUUGUCAGAGAGGUUCUUGCCUGCGUAGGAGACUUCUAUUCAUCAGUUUAUUCAGAAGAAGUUUUCAAAAUCGUUGAAAAAUCGUCAGAAAUCCCAACAGAUGAGUUCAUUGAUUUCAUGACUAUUCCUAUUAUCUUCUCCAUCAUCUCCAGCAACUCACAAAUCCUUUGCCAUGCGAUUUACAGAGUUCUUUCCCAAUUUGAUAUCAAAGAUCAAGAAUCGAUCAUUUCUUUCCGCCAGUUCUUGACAACAAACUGCGUAAGAGCUCCCAACUACGACAAAUGUGAUGUAUCUGCAUUCAACGAACUUCUUGAUAAAAUCCAAAAUUUGUUAUUAACAGUUCACGUGCAGAACAAGAUCUUCCAUCACAUUAUCUUGCUUGCUCUCAUCAUAAUAUUGAGGAAUAACAUUCAAAUACCUCAAUUCUUCCAAGAUUAUAUCUUAGAUUGUGCUUCUUCACCUGAUUCUGACACUGCAUCCAAUGCAUAUCUAUGUAUAAUCAUCAUGUUCAAAGGAAUACCACUUGAACAAGUCAAAAAACCAAACAAUUUCACACCAAAACUUGAAAGUUUCCCAGAUAUCAUUGGAAGUUGUCAAUUGGCGUUUAACGAUAAUUGUAAACUCAGUGAUAUUGUUGAGAACGUUUUACCUGAUCCCAUAGAUCAAGUUGGUGAUGAAUGUAUGAUGCAGAUGCCAUCAAUUGACGAGAUCGUUAUGAUGUUAAGAGAACAAGGAGUUCCUGAAGAACAAAUUCCCGAUGCAGUUGACCAAGUAAUGGAACAAAUGCAGCAGAUGAUUAUCAGUCAGCAGCAACAGCAGCAUCAGUCAAUGCAGAUGCAAAUUGACAUGCAAAUGCAGAUGCAAGGAAUAGAUCCUGAUAAAAUGACUGAUGAACAAGUUUUGGCUGUUUUAAAUGGAGAACAAAGUGUUCACGACAUAGCAGAUAAUGGUUGCGAAAUGGAGAUUGAUGAAGGAGAACUCGGAGAACAAACAAUGAUUUAUAAUGAUGGAUCAAUGUCAUCAGCAGAAAAUGAUAAAAACGCAAUGCUCGUGAUGUCAAAUGAUUCAGACAUCGGAGUUGAUGGCGUUGUAAUGCAACAGAGUCCUACAACAGUCAUUGACAAAAUCUAUGAAGCAAUAGAAAACAUGGAGUUGUAUUGGGAUGAACCAAAUAUUCCUUCUUAUUUCUAUUCGCAAUCCGCUGGAUGGAAUUUUUAUCCAAAGAACGAAAUGAUCAAAAAAUUCCCUCAAAACACUCCAGACGUUGCUCCUGAAGCUAUUCUAAGGAUAAUUAAUUCAUUCUGCGCUGUUGAUUCCGAGAAACACGUCGUGAUACAGAGCUUCCCAAUACUGAUGAGUUAUUUGGCAAUGACGUUCACUGAAGAAAUUGUUGAUUUAAUUGCUGAUCAUGUCAAAAAAUUAUUAUCAUAUAAUUUGUCUGUUUUCGCGAUUCCGACAUUCGCUUAUUUACUACAAGGUGUUAGUUUAGCUGCUCCUAAAUUAGAUUUCCAGAUCUACAAGAGAUUUGUCCACAAAGUCGCUCUCCCAAUUAUUUGUGCUUGUUCUUUGAAUUUGCAAUUUGCUGAACAAAGUGAUGGAAUUUUCUUGGUCAUGUUCAGUGAGCAAAUCAUGGAUUACGCUUCUCCUUUGAUCAAUUUGUUGUUUGAGUAUUCAACAAUAUCUCCUAAUGAUUCAACAAUCAUUACAAGAUCGUUCUUCAACCAUUUGAACACCAUCUUUUGUUCAAGACCAACUUCAUUUUUCGUUAAUUUCGAUUUGAUUGUUGACAAAUUCUUACAUCCUUUCUUCAGUGGAUUGAACAGCUUCAACAGAUCAAUUAACUCAGAAUUUGCUUGUCUUUUUGUUAUGCUUGUUGAAUCUACAUGCAUCAGACAAUCAUCUGCAUUAUAUUCUCCAAUUCUUGAAGAGAAAAGGAACAAGUUAAUCAAUGAAUUCGAUGACGCAUUUAGUAAAAUAAAUACAUCGAAUAAAAACGCUCAAGGAGUUAUCAUUGUUUUCUUGAGUUAUGUCUCCAUGUCAUCUGUUAUGGCUGUAGAAGUCCUUGCUCCUAUCAUUCUCAAGCACCAGAGAAUCAUAUUGAUGGCGAGUAACCAAACAGAUGAAGAAACAGAAGAUGCGAUCUUUUCAACAAUUUUGAAUUUUACAAUGCAUCAAUAUUUCUUGUACAGACCUGAUUUACUUGUUGAUUACAUAGAUUUGAUUAUAGGAAACAUGAAUAGAUUGAGUCUGCCUCUCCAAAUGAAAAUGAUCUUCCAUAUUUUAACGAUUAUUACUAUGGAUGCAUUUGCUUUUAAUUCCAAACAAUAUGAUCAUUUCUAUGAUAUAAUGUUAAAGUUCAUUUCUGAAUGUACAAAUGAGAACUUGAAGGGAGAAGCAUUGGCUGUUUUGGGAAGAAUCAUGUUAGCAACGAAGAAGAAGACACAGCUCAAUGAGUUAACAGCUGCUGCAGUUCUAAAUGCUGCUUUGAUAUUCGAUGAAUGCGACCAAAUAAUCAUCGACGCAUUCGAAGUUGUCAAAGAUAAGUUGGAAGGAAAAAGUGCUAAUAAAACACUUUUGAAGGACUCCGUGUCGCUGUUCUGGAAACAGCACUCGUUCUCCGUUACUCCUAAGGUUGAGGCAAUGCUUGAACCUUAUAGAACAUUGGUCCCUCCUUCUUACAUCACAUAA